AUGUCAGAGAUCUCUCGUUCUCAAGCUGAGCAAAGGCAAACUCAGCUCGAUGCUUCGAGACAGUGUCCGCCAUUUGGAGACGCCUAUUCCGCUCAUGUUCGAUAUCGUCGCGUAACCCUUGCGUUACGCGAUCAAAGAAGAUCUCGGGAACACACGGAUCCCCAUGAUCGUGUGGAGAGCGUCUUCUCUCCUCCUCCACCUCCAUUAGAGGACUCUCGCGGUGGCCAGCGCUAUCUAGUUGAGCAGCUGUUGAACCACCGCGACGUGAACGGACGUCGGACGAGUUAUCUCGUCCGGUGGCGCGGCUAUCCCCCGUCCUGGGAUACUUGGGAGCCCCGCUCCCAACUGAUGAAUGACGUACUGGGUCUGGUUGAGCAGUACGACGCGGCACAUCCUGUGCCGCAGAAGGACCGCCGGAGAAAGUCUUCCCGGCACGGUCGUAAAGGGAUUUCAGGUUGUCAAUCCCUUCUUACAUCUCAGUAG
Molecule: messenger RNA, 483 nt
Organism: Peronospora matthiolae
Lineage: Eukaryota; Oomycota; Peronosporomycetes; Peronosporales; Peronosporaceae
Source: the annotation of a GenBank genome assembly